This is a messenger RNA of Lepisosteus oculatus (spotted gar), 1422 nucleotides long. RefSeq names its product coiled-coil domain containing 83 (gene ccdc83). NCBI's taxonomy places the organism in Eukaryota, Metazoa, Chordata, Actinopteri, Semionotiformes, Lepisosteidae. The record is from RefSeq and is a predicted model, not a curated record.
AUGGCAGCGGGAGAAAGCCAUGUCGAAGUUGCACGGAAGCGAUUUCAAAACAGCUACAUGUUUCUUUGCGGGCAUUGGUUAAAGAGAGUGCUGGAACACGUUAUUUAAACCUGGUUAAGUGCACAGUAUCGGAGAACAUGGGGAAGAAGAAAUCUGCAUCUGCGGAGGACAAGAUGACUUUAGCGGAAGCCUUUAUAACCUUUCAAAUCCAAGUAAAAAGAAAGGAAAUAGAGGAGUUCCAAUCUGAAGUGAGUCAACUGGAGGAAAAGAACCAAAGAUACAAAAAACGAAAGGAGCAGCUGAAGGAAGAGCAGAUGGGGCACAUCCGAACUCUCCUGAAGCAGGCUAAGGAGCAGGAGCGUGAUCUGGAGCAGAGAGUGGUGGUGAACAGGGAACAGGUAGACCAGGCACUCCAUAAAUACUGGGAGCUGGCCAGGAGCAAGGACAGUGAACUGGAAGAGCUACGGGAUGAACUCAACACUCUGCAACAGAAAGUCCUGGUUGUGAUGAGCGAGAAGCAGUGCUGGCUGGAGUACAAGACAGUGGGAAGCCAGGAGCACAGCCUUCAGAUCCAACUGCUAGAGGCAGAACUCACACAAAUGCAGAAAGACUUCCAGGAGAUGGCAGAUCAUAUCCAACGAUCCUUUGAUGUGACCAUUAAUGAAAUUGAUAAGAAAACAGAGAAGCUAAUUAAUGAGAAGAAACAUCUAGCUUCAGAGAAGGCCAUAAAACAUCUUGACAAAUACACCCGGCAGGAAAUCAAAGAGAAUGAAUGGUUGAAAAGAGAGAUUGCAAUAUACAAACAAGAAGUUGCUUUAUUGGAGGUCUCUGUUCAGAAACAUGAGGAGGAAAAUUUGGAACAGAUGAACAUGCUGUUUCAACACAGACUGGAUGACCUCAACAUUUCUCGACAGGUGUUUCUCACUCAGGUGGCUGGCCUAGGUCUUGCUGACUCUGGGAUGCUUGGCGAAGACUUCAAAAUAAAUAAUCUCUCUGAUCAAACAGAUGCGUCUUCCAGACCUAUAAAUUCCCUCCUGGCAACAGCGGAAGGAGAGAAGGGUCCUGGCUUGCCCGGAGAGCUGGAAAGGGAUGAAACAGUCACCAGCUGCAGCAAGCCAGCUGGCUCGCCAACUGGAUCCCCCUCUCAGGAUCUCAGAGCCUUACUGUACGGGAGCCAGGUGAAUUUUCAAGAGUCCAUGCAGCUAGGUCCCCUGGAGUUGAAGCUGCUGAGUGUAGUGGGCCAGGCUGUGCCCAUUCUUCCUGCCCCUUCCUCCACAAGUCAAGAUUGCAACACAGAGGCUUCACAGCAGCAGGUAGAUGAGUGGCCUGUAACCCCUAAGAUGAUUCAUGCAAAAUUCAAAGACCUUGCCCAUGUUUAACUGCUCCCUUUUAGAAAUAUCCACAAUAAACAUCCAUACAAGA